AAUUGGAUGGUCGUGCUUUCCAGCUUUCCACCUCUCUGCAUCAUUUCAGCUAUGUGUACCGUAAAAGUGUUCCAACAGACCAACCAAUAAUUCAACAAAAUCGGCAUACAUAAGAUUUUGUUGAAUUUUCCGCAAAAUUUUCUCUUUCAUCCAUCUUCGUUUUUGUUCCCAAGCUUUCCAUCUACCGUUGAUCCAACAAGCUCAACUUCAUUUCAAAAAAGAAAACAAAAAUGUCAGUUUCUCCUCUGAUCUCUGCUGCCCAGACAAUCCUCACUAGCUUGAUCCCACUGGCAACUGAACAAAUCAACGCCGCAGUGUUCAAUUUCCACGAUGAUCUCACUUCCCUCCACAGAAGGUUAACAAUGAUUCAGUCUCUCUUACGUGAUGCUGAAAACAAACGGAGUAUACCAUCAGAAGUCAUGAAACUGUGGCUGAAGAAUCUCAAACUUGCAACAUGUGAUGCUGAGAAUCUCUUUGAUGAAAUUAAUUAUGAAUCUCUUAAGAGCAAGUUGGAGGUACGAAAGAGGGAUAAGGUAAGCAACUUUUUUUCACCCUCAAAUCCCUUGGCAUUUCGUCCCAAGAUCGCCACUAAGGUCAAGAAUAUUAAUUCAUUGUUAGACAAGGUUUGCAGAGGGGGAAAUGAAAUGGGUCUUAGGCCAAUAGAUCAGAUCUUAAGUGGUAGUACUAUUGUUGAGCCUAGUAAAUGGAGGCUGACUCACCCUUUUGUUGAUGAUUCGAAUAUUGUUGGAAGGAAAGAAGAUGUCAAGGUAGUGAAAGAGAUGUUGCUAAUGGACUCUGAUGUAGGAGAGGAUUUACCGGUCGUUGCAGUUGUAGGAAUGGGUGGGCUUGGUAAGACUACCCUUGCUCAACUUGUUUACAGAGCGGAUGAGGUUGUGGACAAUUUCGAUAAGAGAAUGUGGAUUUGUGUCUCCGAUGAUGAGUUUAGAGUCGAGAGGUUAUUGAAUGAGAUGGUGCAAUCUCUUACUAGAAAGAAAUCUGAGAUACCAAACGUGGAGGGAAUUGUUGGAAAACUUGGGGAGUCCGAGUUAUUGAAGGGGAAGAAAUACCUUCUUACACUAGAUGAUGUUUGGAACACAAGUGGAGAAAAGUGGGAAGAAAUGAGAUCGUGUUUGCUCGCUAUAGGUGGUUCUAAAGGAAGCAAAAUUUUAGUCACAACCCGCAGUAUGGAUGUUUUAUCGGCUAUGCAAGCAUCUCCGACUCUCACUCAUUGUUUGAGUGAACUGUCACGAGAUGAUUGUUGGGCCAUGUUUAGAAAAAGAGCAUUUGCGAAUGGAGGACCAAGAGAAACUCAAACUUUGGUGGUUAUUGGUAAAAGAAUGGUACAAAAGUGCAAGGGUGUUCCAUUAGCGAUAAACUCAUUAGGAGGGCUAUUGUACUCGAAGCAUUAUGUAAACGAAUGGGAGUCUAUUGAGAAGAGUAAUAUGUGGGGAACUCUUGACAGAGAAGAUGGAAUUCUACCUGUAUUACGGCUUAGUUUCGAUCACUUACCCUCCCCAUGUUUGAAACAAUGUUUUACAUAUUGUUCUAUAUUUCCAAAGGAUCGAACCAUCAUGAAGGACGAGGUUAUUCAGCUUUGGAUGGGUCUAGGUUAUCUUCAGCCUAGUUCAGGAAGCAAUUUGGAAAUGGAAGAUGUAGGCAAUGAAUAUUUCAAUAUCUUAUCACGCAAUUCCUUAUUCCAAGAAGUUAAACUAGAUCUGCUUAACAAUGUUGAAACUUGCAAGAUGCAUGAUCUUGUACAUGAUCUUGCAGUGGAGCUCUCAGAUGGUAAUUGUUUGACUUUGAAGGCUAGAAAGGUGAGGGACCACCCCGAGGUUCAACAUCUAUCAUUGUCGCUUGAGAGAGGAAGCAGGAUUCAAUUUUCAAAAGAGAAUAUUGGAAAACUUAGGACGCUAUUUUUAAGUGGAUAUUUUCCCCGAAACACAAGAGAAAUCAAAUGUGUGCGUGCCCUCAGUUUGGAAGAUGAUGCAGAAGAUCUACAAAGUUCCUUGCGCAAGUUUAUACAUUUGAGGUAUCUUCACUUGUCAAAAUAUCGUAUUGAAAAACUGCCGAAUGUUGUCACUUGUCUGUACAAUUUGCAGACCCUUCGGCUUUCCCCAUCUGCAAAUUUGGUAGAGAUUCCAAACGAAUUCCAUAAGAUGGUCAGUUUGAGACAUUUAUGUAUUGGUGAUACAAAAGAAAAUAGGAAAGUAAUGCCAAAGAUGGUAGGGCAUUUGACUUCUUUGCAAACACUACCAUUCUUUGUUGUGGGUGAGGAUAAGGGUCAUAAGAUUAAAGAGUUGGGAAGCUUAACCAAGCUAAGAGGCAGAUUACAUGUUUACGAUCUCCAACACGUGAAGGACAAGGAAGAAGCAGAACAGGCUCAAAUGCUUGAAAAAUCAGGCAUUACUGAGUUGGGAUUUCAUUGGGAUCAGGACUUUGGAAAUUCUAACGUUGACCAUGAGGGCGUGUUGGAAGGACUUAAACCUCACAGCAAUUUAAGGGGAUUAAAGCUAGAAAAUUUUGGAAGACGGAGAUUUGCAUCAUGGAUGAGGAGUAGAGAUGCCUGGUUGCUUGAAAAUUUGGUGAAGAUCGAAUUACGAUACUGCAGACUCUGUGAAGAACUCCCAGCACUUGGACACCUUCCGCAUCUUGAAGUUGUUGAAAUGGAUGGAUUGGAUAGUCUAAAGCGUAUUGGUCUUGAGUUCUAUGGACGGGAUGAAGGCAUUUGCCAUAGUAGUAGUAGUUGCAGCAGUGGGGCAGGAAGAGGAGUAUUUCCAGCAUUGAGAAUACUAACUUUGUCCAAUAUGCUUGGCCUUGAAGAAUGGUCAGACCUACCGUCUUCGCCCACUGCUGCCACUAGUACAAAUGAGUUAUUUCCUUGUCUCGAGAAGUUAUGUAUCCGGAAUUGCCCUCAGUUGAUUUCAAUUAUUCCACUAGGACACAUUCCACAUCUCGAAAUUGUUGAAAUGGAUGGAUUGGAUAAUCUGACGCAUAUUGGUCUGGAUAGCCAUGUAUUGGAUAAAGGUGGUGUCCUUGAUAAGAGUAGCAGUAGUGGGGCAGGAGGAGUAGUAGUACUAUUUCUAGCAUUGAGAAAUGUCACUCUUUCUAAUAUGUCAAAGCUUGAAGCUUGGUCCGAGGUAUCAUCAUUGCCCUUUGCUGCUACAAAUAUGAAAUUCUUUCCUGGUCUUGAGAAUUUAUAUGCCAAGAAUUGCCCUCAAUUGUUUUCCAUUUUAGGUCCUUUGUUGUCCUUUCGGGAUGCAUCUCUUUUGUCAGUGGAUUCUUCCUAUGGUAACUUUGAAAUGAGGUAUACCCCCUACAAGACCAGCAUAGUGGUAGAUCCAGAUUCCAAAAGUAUUGCUUUUUUCUUAGAAGAUUUUCUGGAAAAAAGCAGCAAAUCCCUUAGAGAACUGAAAAUAAAGGGGUUGAAUGAGCUCUAUUAUUUCCCAAAUCAGUUGCUCAACCUGGCGUCACUUUCGAGGUUAGAGAUAUGUGAUUGCGCUAACCUGAAGUCUCUACCCAAUCCCAAUGUAUCAUCAUUACCUGUUGCUACUACUAGUACAAAGCAGUUCUUUCCUUGUCUCGAGAGGUUACAUAUUUGGAAUUGCCCUCAGUUGACAACAAUUCCAGGUUAUAUGUUGAUUGUUCCGAAUUUAUCUAUCUUGUCAGUGGAUGCUUCUUGUGGGGACUUUGAAAUGAAGUAUAGGCUUUCCUUGACCACCAUAGGAGUAGAUCCAGGUUCGAAGAAUACUGCUAUGUUCUUGGAUGAUUUGCUUGAAAAAAGCAGUAAAUCCUUAAGAAAUCUGAAAGUAAAGGGGUUGAACGAGCUGCAUUAUUUCCCAAAACAGCUGCUAAACCUAUCGUCCCUUGAGAGGUUUGAAAUUUGUGAUUGUCCUAACCUGAUGUACAUAAUUGAAGAAACAGAAGCAGGAAUAUUCAACAGCCUAACAUCUCUUCGACAACUUUCGAUUCUGAGGUGCAGUAAGUUGAGAUGUUUGCCAAAAGGGUUGCUAAAGCCAACCCUUGUAGUAUUAGAGAUAACUUGGUGUCCACACUUAGAUAUACCUGAUCUGGAUGAAUUCCGCAGCCUCACAACUCUUCAGAAUCUGAUGGUCGGAGGUUGUCCAAAAUGGGCGAGAUCGUGGGAGGAGGGAUUCUUCUGCUUGACCAGCCUCAAAAUGUUGGAGAUAGGUACAUUCUCAGAGGAGCUUGAGUAUUUCCCUUGGCCCACCAAAAGUGUUGAAAUUCUGGAGUCUUUAAGUUUAUGGGGUUGGCCAAAGUGCAAGUACCUUCCUGAUCAACUUCAGGACUUCAAUGCCUUGAGAAAGUUGGAAAUUUACUCUUUCGAUGGGUUGGAAGCUCUACCGGAGUGGCUAGGCAACUUCUCAUCCCUCCAAUCAUUGACGCUCCAGUGUUGCAAGAAUCUGAUGAGAUUGCCCUCACUGAAAGCAAUUCAACGCCUCACCAAUUUACAAUCUUUGACUAUAGAGUCUUGUCCCCUUCUCUCGGAAAGAUGCCUGAAGGGGAAGGGUGAAGAGUGGCACAAGAUAGCUCAUCUUCAAUAUAUCAAAUUCAAGAAAUGAUUUGUUGAAGUUAGCUUGAGCUGAAGUGAAGCCUCUGCAAUUCUGUUUCAUGGAGAUAAAGCAUGGAAGGUCCCCUGCCAAUCCUGUAAUUUCUCACCUUUUGCAGCUUCUUUGUUUUGCAUAGCUUAGGCUAGUGGGUAAAUGUUAAAUGUUGUUUCUGUUCUCUUAUGCUUAUACAUUUCUUGUUAAUGUUAAAUGUUGUUUCUGUUCUCUUAUGCUUGUACAAUUUUUUUUAACACUUUUCUGACCAAGUUUUUCUUUAGCCGCGAACUUUUCCUGUCUUCCUUCAAACUUUUUAAGAUUGCCGUCCAGACUCAAUAAGCUUGUGUGGUCAGUGGUUUGUAGCUCGAAGUGAAGCUUUUAAUCAGGGACUUUGAUGCCCAGUCUCCCGCUAAUGAGGCUAGCAAAGAUUGCAAAAUAGCUGAAUCAGCCUUUAGAAUCUUGUAAUAGACAUUACAUUGUUGGGAAGUGGUUAAUUUUGCCUUUGGAUCAAACCAAACCUAAUUUCUUUCUUAGCUCUGUGUAACUAUUUGUUCGUUCUUUGUAGUAAUGAAGCACUUAAUGUGUCAAAAGUUGGACUCCAUACAAUCAAAUGAGAAUCGUGUCACUGUAAUUGAUUAUGUUGGAACAUUUCCAAAUUACUUUAAUGGAUAUUGAAUGUAAUUAUUGGUGAAUGGUUCUUAUCCAAAAGGUGUAUCUAUUCAAGUUAAAUGAAUAGAAGCCACUACUGGAUUUAAGUACACAAGGUAUGUCUAUUCAGGAUAAAUGAACGGGCAUGACAACCAAAUCAAAAGGUUUGACUAUUAGGGACAAAUAUAUAGACAUGGCUAUUAUGAAUAGACAUGACUAUGGGAUUUGAUCGAAGUGAUGUGAUCUUUGGCUAACAGUCACGAUCAUGCCUAUAUAACAUCUUGAGUAACAAAACUUCUCAUUCUAGGCCACUUCCAGCGCCCAUUUUCAAUGAUUGAACUGACCUUAGCAAAUAGAGCCCUUCCCACACUAUGACCAAGGCUGUCUCCUUACCUCAAGUACAGAGGGCUUAAAGGAUGCCAGUUGUCCCACCAAAGGAAUGUGUUCUGUCCAUUGCACACAACACAUUUUAUCCGAGGCUGAACCAAACUUCUGAGUUUAAGCAGUUUCCUAAUAGUCCAGGAAGCAUUUUGAGGAAUCUUCGUAGUCCAAAAACAGGAGCUCUUGAUUACAUAGGUAUGCACCCACUUAACCCAAGAGUCAGAUUUCUGACAUAUAGCCCAAAUAUGUUUAACCAUGGCUGCCUUGUUCCAGUCCUCGGGAACCCUGAACCCAAGGCCUUCUUCCUUAAGUUUACAAACUGAAUGCCAAUUAACCUUUGCCUCAGAUGUUUUCAUAUUAGGACCUGUCCAGAAAAAUGCUCUUUGGGCACUUUCAAUUUUUGCCAAGAUUUUAAAAGGAAUGAUGAAUGUAGAACUCCAAAAUGUCUGAAUGCUAAACAACACAGAAUUGAUAACUUGUGCUCUGCCCCCAUAUGAGAGCAAUUUGUUAGACCAAGAUAUAGAAUGUAAAGUGAAGGGAACUCCCAAAUACUUGACAGGUAAAGAACCAUUCAGGAAUAGCAAGGAUGGACUGCAAUAUAGUCUUUGUAAGUUGUUCAACAUCCGCAAAAGCAACAGAACUUUUUCUCUGGUUAGGUUGAAGCCCUGCAAAUCUGUGAAAAUCAUGAAGCCAGUAAAUGAUCCAUUACUUUCUGCAUCUAAUUCUGUUUACUUUCUUCUGUUUCUUCAUUUCCUAAGCUAUAUCGUUUCAUGUACAGGUUAAAUAGCCCAUUUUCCAACAUCUAUCUCCACCUCACCUCGAAUGUUUUUGGUAUUCAUGUGAUGCAAAAAAGAAAAAAAAAAACGAUUCUGUCGACGGUUUUGGUACACGAAGAUUAUGUUCAGCUCAAGAUCUGUAAAGCAUCUGAAGACCACACUUGACUGCAAGAUUGCGACAUCUGCUCUGGAUUGUUGGUGGAUUCACUAAAUCGAAGUCGUGGAAAGGAAUUCACUUGCUUUCUCUGUCAUAUUUAGGAUAAUUUUGAACUUAAUAGAUGUUUUUUUCUAGUAAAAGGCAAAAGAACAGUUGGCCGAUAAAAAAAAGAAGAACGGUUUGCUCUGUGCGCAGCCCAUGGCUCCGUAACUUCGUAGCUGUUACUUCUCGGGCCAAUUCUGUAAUUUUUUUUCUUGUAUGAUUAUUUUGCUGAUCA
Messenger RNA from Rhododendron vialii, 6801 nucleotides. Its product is annotated as putative disease resistance protein RGA3. The transcript has 2 exons. Gene Ontology annotation, molecular function: ADP binding. The record is from RefSeq and is a predicted model, not a curated record. NCBI's taxonomy places the organism in Eukaryota, Viridiplantae, Streptophyta, Magnoliopsida, Ericales, Ericaceae. Gene Ontology annotation, biological process: defense response to other organism. Bases 231 to 4580 code for a protein of 1449 amino acids.